This is a messenger RNA of Maniola jurtina (meadow brown), 1048 nucleotides long. Its product is annotated as carbonyl reductase [NADPH] 1-like. The transcript has a single exon. Gene Ontology annotation, molecular function: carbonyl reductase (NADPH) activity. The record is from RefSeq and is a predicted model, not a curated record. Bases 134 to 964 code for a protein of 276 amino acids. NCBI's taxonomy places the organism in Eukaryota, Metazoa, Arthropoda, Insecta, Lepidoptera, Nymphalidae.
AAAUGUCAAAAUUUCAUAACUGCUGCUAUUGGCUGUUCUGUAAUCUGUUAUUACAUUAUAUAAAUAGAUAUAUUUAUUUUUAAAGUUUAUAUUUUUAUUGUGAAUAAUAAUUAUAAGUUGUUUCUAAAUUUUAAUGUACAAUAUGGAAACCAAAGUAGCGGUAGUCACAGGAAGCAACAAAGGUAUAGGGUUCGAGAUCGUCAAAGGUUUAUGUCGAAAGAUUGGUGCUGUAUACCUUACCGCAAGAGACGAAGAAAGAGGGCGACAAGCUGUAGAAAAACUAGAAAAGUUGGGCCUCCGUCCUCUAUUUCACGUGCUAGACGUAACGAGCGAAUCGAGCAUUCAAGAGUUCGCGACUUACAUUUCAACACAUCAUUCUGGAAUCGACAUCCUAGUGAAUAACGCCGGUAUUUUAGACUUCGACAAAUCGGUUACAUCCUACGAAGACGCUAAGAGGCUUAUGGAUACGAACUUCUACAGUCUUCUUACAAUAUCAAAAAUAUUAUAUCCACUUCUAACAAAUACCGCUCGCAUCAUUAACCUGAGCAGCGACUGGGGCCUACUGUCCAACAUCAGGAAGCAAGUGUGGCUCGACACGUUAGUGAAGGACGAUCUCACUACAGAUGAGAUAUUACAAUUUGUUGAUGACUUUUUACAAGCUGCUAAGAAUGGGAAGAAUUCAUAUGUGUCUUUUGCAGGACAUUAUAGUGAUUAUAAAGUGUCUAAAGUAGCCCUGUCAGCCCUUACUUUUGUGCAGCAAAAAGAAUUUAUCAAGCAAGGAAAAGACAUAUCUAUUAACUGUGUUCAUCCAGGCUUUGUAAAAACUGAUAUGACGAAAGGGAUGGGUGAUUUCUCUCCUGAGCGUGGAGCUAAAGCUCCUCUCUACUUAGCGCUAGAUGCUCCACAAUCCCUCAAGGGCACAUUUGUAUGGCAUGAUUGUCAUCAAGUGAACUGGGACGAUUAGUUCUAAGAAUUUGUUUAUUGUUUUAAAUCCUGUGAUAAAAGUGUCACAUACACUUAAACUUUAAUAGAUGUUUUUUAGCAUUUG